CGCGACAAGGAGGAGCCGAGUUUUGGAAGUUUUCGACGCCGACGCGCGGCACGACGCGUAGGACGCCGUCGAGGACGUGACUCGAAAAAAACGGAAAGUGUGGUGCGUCGACCGUGUGAUGAGGGAACGACCGCGCGUUUUCGUUCUACGAACGAAAACGAGAAUGCUUUUGUUUGAGACACAUCGGCAGUCUCGUGCUCCGAAUUAACGCACAUCUCGACUGCAGCGCAACCGUUUGCUGUGUAUUCUGGCUUCCUGAGAAUAAUUACGCCGGGGAGUAGCGAACGUGCCCGAGGGUUUUUCCACGAAUUUGCUGGUCGCCUGACGUCCUUCCAAGACACAAUCAAUACGUCCUCGGGAUUUACUAUCGAUGUGUCCGCUCUUUCGCUACGACGACACCGCUUUUGUCAGCUUUCGUGCUGGUGAUUCGUGAAUUCGGUCGAUCGAUGCGGCUUCAAUUCAGGAAUUUCAGAAAACGGCCGUACGAGUCUCAGAAGUUUUAAAAGUCGGUUUUUCAUGGUGACUUCGAAGGCAUGCGAGCGAGGCUAUAAAGUUCGGUCUCGCCCUCCCCUCGAAACUACACAGUGAAACGGCUCGGAAAACGUGGCAUUCAGCUGUGAACGUUACAGAAAUAUACAACCGGCUUUUGGGCAAUUUAUAGUCUUCAUGGGUCCCUCUCUGUCUCUAUCUCUCGGCACCUGCCGCGGCAGAUGUUAAGAAUGAUAUCAAAAACGCAAUGUUUAAUAAUGAAGGAGGGUCUAAACUAAACAGUGACGAUGCAAAAUCAACAAUUAUAGAGUUAUUUCCAUGGGUCUCAGAAUUUAAGAAAAUGUGCAAAUGUAUAUACGCAGACAAAAGUAUGGCUUCUUUGGCAGAGCUUAUGCAGUACUAUAUCAGAAAUGUAAGUAUCAAUGUGAAUGAAUGUUAUACAAAGUCUUUACGAGCAGCAAAGUUGAAGGAUUCUAUUAGUGAAACCUUACUUUUGUUCUUAUAUAUCUAUCGCGAGCUUUCUGAGGACCGUAAUAGAUCUAUUUACUUAAAUAAUAUGUCUGAUUUAUUGGCGUUGUACAUAGAUAUGGAAUUAAAAGCUUCAAAAAAAAGUAAAGAAGAUCAUAACAGAAUUUGUACAAGACUUACUUCUUGUCUUUAUGUAUAUUUAGAACAUUCCACAGAGCAUUUGUUAGAUACUUUGAUAAAGAUACAAUUUAUGUGCCGGGGUUAUCACCGUAUUUUAGAUCCGUUAAUAACAAAAGUAAUUAAAAAUAUUCCACCGCAUCCCGAAUCAAAUAUUAUGUACAUUCGUUAUCUUCUUAUUUAUUGUCUUUGGAGAAAGAUAAAUAGCGAUAUAGCCGUGAAAAGUCAAAUUAUUACAACCGCAAUUGCCUCUCUGGGAGCACCACCAGCAGCUUUCCCACCAUGCGUGUUAGAAGAUGUAUUACCGAAAGUGCCAAAGUGUCAACCAAAUUCAGCAAAAUAUCUAAUGCAGCAGAAAUUUGACAUAAGAAAAUGCUGUGAAUUAUUUAUACAGUUCUGUAGAGAAAGCAGAGGAGGUACAUGGCAGCAAAAAAGUAAAAAUGCAUCUACAAUUCCAAGCUCGUCCAAGAGGACUUUACAACUGCUGGAAGUAACAUCACGCGAAAAUAAAAAUAUCGACCGUAUCGAAAAUAAAUUUGUUUCUUCAAAUAAAGAUGUAAAAAAUAAUUCUGUUUUGUCAAAUAAUUUAAAGUCUUCAAAUUUAACAGAGCAAACAAAUGUUAAACCUUUAGGCACAAUUUCUACAAAUAUUUCUGUAACACGUACUAUCUCUAAAUCGAUGAAACCAAAAGUGCUUCCACGGAAGAAGGCUAAAAAAUCUAAUAAGAUUGUAAUAAUCGAUCUUACAACUGACAUCGCUUUCGAACGAUGUAUAAAGAAAAGGAAAUCGAGAAAAGUUGCAUGGCUCGAAGAAGCUAAGAAGAAACUUGACGCAAAGGCGAUAAGAACGUCACGGAAGAUUAAGAGUCAACAAAUGGCGGAAAAUGUAAACUCUUUGAAAAAAAUAACUCUUAAUCAGCAAUUGGAAGAUUUGCUUCAACCCGUACAUGUCACAGAAAAUACAACUUUGAAGAAUGAUUUGAGCGCAUCUAUAAAACAGGAUAUGAAGUUAAAUAACGAAAAAAUAAAAUCCAUAAUGAUGCAACAUCUUGAUGCAAAACAUAAAAAUACAUCAGUCAAUGGUAACACAAUAUCUACAAAACAAUCGGUAGACAUGAAUAGCAAUGGCAAAAGUGAAACUGUUGGGAUGCUGCGUCGCACAGUCUCUUCUUCUGUAAUCGUUGAUAGACCACAGUCUAAUAAACCUAAAGUUUCUAAAAAUUCGUUAUUGGAUAUUUCGAAUGACGCUAAUGAAGUUAACAAACGUCAUGUUAAUACUUUGAAAGCAAAGAAUAAUGAAAAAAUAAACGAUAGGCAUAAUGCACAGACUGUGAUUAAACGACUGAUAGAACAAGACACUCCGCCUGAAAGUGAAACCUGUAAAAGAGUUGAAAGUUUAAGGAAAAUCUGUGAUUUAGGAACAGAGCACUCUAAAACUGUAAAUAUUCCUCCUUCGAUAUGUGCCCAAGAUGAUUCCAAAGAUGAAGAUGAUAGCUCUAAUCAUAAUACUAACUAUCUUAGUACAACUAAAGAUAUAUUAUCCCCACAUGAAAUUUCAUCUCUGGAGCAUUGCAGAAACACAAAGAAUGAAACAAAUAAUGAAAAAAUGGAAGAUUCUGGUGACAACAAUGAGAAACGUAUGCAGGAAAAUAUCCGUGAAGCGAUAAAUAAUGAAAUACAGUGCUUGAAAUCAACUACAAUUGAUAGUGAAUUAAGUAAAGAGAAAUUUGCAGUUUCCACGACAGCAGCUGAAACUCGUACCACGACAACUGUAAGUAAUGUGGAAAUAUUAAUAAAUGAUGCAACAGAAUCUGACCAGUUGCAACAAUCAUUCAUUACUGAAAAUACAAGACAACAUCCGCAGGAACCUGAAUCUCAAGAAAAAUUUGUAUCAACAAGUCACAAUGUUGCAAAUAAUACUGUAAGUAUUAGUGUAAUGAAUGGAGACCAUUCUAAUGUACAAACAGAUUUAAAAGUUGGUACUUGCAUCGAAGUAAGCGACGAUAUAAGAGAUAGCAGAUUCUCUAAUGAUAAAAUCAGAGAAACUAUUUUUGAAAAUCACACAGCUGAUAAAAAUAUUUCUAAUAUCCUCGAUAUGUCACUGUGUUCAAAAGAAGAAGGAGUCAAAGAAGUAUCGACUGAUAAGGAAGAUAUCGACCUGAAAGCAGAUCAUAAAGAAAACGCAGAAAUCGACUCUAACAGGAAUUGUGGUAGGAAACAUAAUAUAGAGGAAUUAGGAAGAUCUUCUGUACUGUGCAAAAAAGUUGACCAAAUGCAUGAUGAUAAAUCACCGAAAGAAUCAUACAAGAUAUCGCAUACGAAGAAUAUUCAGGAUUCGUCGGAGGACAAAUGUAUCAUUCAAGAUUCAGAAUUGCACGAUAACAUAGAUGGGCUUUCGUUAUUAGCCAAUGUUAUCGCGAGUCAGCAUGUGUCGCAUUUGAAAACCGAACGCGAAUUAAGGUAUGAACAAAUCAAAGUCAAGGAUUACGCGUCGUUAAGAAACUCUCCUUGUAAUCAAACUACCGAUGAUGACGAAGCCGAUACUAAUGAUUCAUCGAAUACUGUUUCUGAAAUUUUGGAGAAUCCAACAGCUGAGGUAAUUAAUAGAAUAGUUGGAAUUUACCCGGAGGACGCGUUAGACAAAGUAGCGCUUCAUGUUGAAGUGACAUCGACAACUGAUCCCGAUGAUCGCGAAAGCGAUCCGAGCGACAGCGUUUCGCAUAUUGUUGAAACUACUCUCAAUUACGAAACGGACACAAUAUCUAACAAUUUAAGUAUGAUGGAAAACAAUGUGCAGUCAAUAAAGGAGAAUACGAACGUUAUAUUAAACGGUGAAACAGUCGUGCUCUUACAAAAGUCUCCCAAUAGUAAUUUAUACAUCAUCAAUAAAGCGGUGGAAAACGCAAGGGAUCACAAUAGCGACGACGAGAGCUGUCCAAUUAAAGAGAAGAACUGGAUGAUCCCGCCGGAAGAUUGCGCAUCGUUCGAAGUUGUUAAUACGUCAGAGCAUAUUUUGUUUAAUUUGGAUAUGCCGCAAUACAACAAGGAAUUAUCGUGCCAAGAAAAUAAAUAUUCCGUCGGAAGGAACAAAGGUAUAAAGAUCGAGCCCGAGGAGGAGAGCAGCUUGAUGAGCAUCACGGAAAUGAAAUCUUACGGCAAGAAGGGUUCAUUGUCGGCCGACGUGUUACCCGCGACGUCGCAGAUCUAUCAGGACACGAACGUCGCGAAUGUGAGCAUCAGCAAGUCGGUCGAUAAACGAAAAUCCAAGUCGAUUCUCACUUACAGGCAGAACAUUAAGCAAGAGUUCAGCAAUCAUAUUGCGCCGAAUUGUGGGAUACAGGGGUGCAACGGAAUACAUUCGCAUCCGCACGAAGUGAUCGACCCGCAGCAUUCGUUACAUAUUCCGGUCACCCAUCCCACGACAAUACCCUCGAUUUACGGGAACUGCGCCGCCGGCACAGAUCUGUGUAUGCCGUAUCACAAGCAUUGUACCUCCGUGUCGUGCAGCUUACAGAUCAAUUCCACUACUUCGCUUCGUUCCCACACGAAAUCCGCUAAUUCAUGCGGGAGAUCGCACUGCUCAUGUCUAAAUUGUACGUAUGACCUAGUCGCGCAUUGUAGACAGUGUAUACACCCUGCCACGGACUCCCACGUGUCUUGCAUUGAAAGUAAUUCUUAUUUUUUGCCCACACAUUCAUCAGUACAAACAUCCGCCGUCCAGGAGCACGAUAGGACAAAAAGCGAAGCGGUAAUAAGUAAAUUAUAUGACGAUCAAAUAUUGCGUAAAAGAGUAUUACAAAGUAAUACGUUGGAGAAGCUGGAUGUGCCGCCGGAGAAGUUAUUCAAGAAGGAUAUGGAGAACAAGUUGCCGCUGAAGAAGCGAUUGAAGGCGCACGCCAUGAUGUCGAUGGCGUAUGAGAAGGUGCCCAUCAAGACGGAGAAAUUGGAUAACUAUCCUGGAAUUCCCAUGAUGUCCAUAGCAGCCUUAGAAACGAUAGACGGCACACAGAAACAUCCAGCGCAAAUGAUUAAAUCGUCAUACGAGUUGUCCCCCAACGAGGAGGAUAAUCCACACGGCAGCUAUCAUUUCAACUCGAGUAUAGUGCGAAGGGAUUACUGCAAAGAUAUCCACAUCUCUAAUACACAUCAUAAUCUUACGAAAGAAAGUACAAGAAAUCACGAGCGCCAGUUUCGACCGAAUAGCGAUCAGUCUAACGCGGUGUGCCUGGAAAGCUGUCAGGACAGGACACUUGCGCAGCACAGAGAUGUCACGAAUGCAGCAUCUCCGAAGCAUAUGACAACGGAGACGAUCGAGCAGGAUAGCGCGUGUAAAAAGGCGAAGAAAACGCAGUCGUCUAUUAGACAAACGAGAAGCUCAAAAAGAAACGUUCCUAAGGUAAAUUAUUGUUACACCGAUGUUGAUCCAGAAUGGAAUCCGUCCGGUGAGUCAAAACGAAGACGUAAGAAGACUAGUCGAUGAUCAAUACUAUUUCAUUACGAGAAGUCAUUGCUGUAAAAAAAAAAAAAGACCGAAAGUGGAAGCAACCUGUAUAGAGGAUAAAUGUGUUCUUCAAGCUGUGGCACUGUAAAUCUGUAAAUAUUUGUACAAAGCG
Messenger RNA from Wasmannia auropunctata (little fire ant), 5747 nucleotides. RefSeq lists its product as uncharacterized. The record is from RefSeq and is a predicted model, not a curated record. The transcript has 7 exons. Lineage: Eukaryota; Metazoa; Arthropoda; Insecta; Hymenoptera; Formicidae. The coding region runs from base 737 to 5614 and encodes 1625 amino acids.